AUGUGCGGCAAUAGCAUGUCUGCCUCGCUUCCCGCCGCCCGGAAGGCCACCGCUGCGGUGAUUUUCCUUCAUGGAUUGGGAGAUACAGGGCACGGAUGGGAAGAAGCCUUUGCACGUAUCAGAAGAUCACAUAUCAAAUAUAUCUGCCCGCAUGCACCAGUUAUGCCUGUGACAUUAAACAUGAACAUGGCCAUGACUUCUUGGUUUGAUAUUAUUGGGCUUUCACCAGAUUCACAGGAGGAUGAACCUGGAAUUAAACAUGCAGCAGAAUAUGUAAAAACUUUGAUAGAACAAGAGGUGAAGAAUGGCAUUCCUUCAGACAGAACUGUUUUGGGAGGAUUUUCUCAGGGAGGAGCUUUAUCUUUAUACACUGCUCUGACCACACAGCAGAAACUGGCUGGUGUCACUGCCCUCGGUUGCUGGCUUCCACUUCGGUCUUCAUUUCCACAGGGUCCUAUCAGUGGUGUUAAUAGAGAUAUUCCUAUUCUUCAGUGCCAUGGAGAUGCUGAUCCUUUAGUUCCUAUAAUGUUUGGUUCUCUUACUGCUGAAAAGCUAAAAAAAUUGGUAAAUCCAGCCAAUGUAACCUUUAAAGUCUAUGAAGGCAUGAUGCAUAGUUCAUGUCCACAGGAAAUGUUGGACAUCAGGCAAUUCAUUGAUAAAAUCCUACCUCCAGUUGAUUGA
Molecule: messenger RNA, 681 nt
Organism: Pipistrellus nathusii (Nathusius's pipistrelle)
Lineage: Eukaryota; Metazoa; Chordata; Mammalia; Chiroptera; Vespertilionidae
Source: the annotation of a GenBank genome assembly